Stegastes partitus (bicolor damselfish) is the source of this 1722-nucleotide messenger RNA. RefSeq names its product secretogranin V (gene scg5). Gene Ontology annotation, biological process: neuropeptide signaling pathway; regulation of hormone secretion. NCBI's taxonomy places the organism in Eukaryota, Metazoa, Chordata, Actinopteri, Pomacentridae. The record is from RefSeq and is a predicted model, not a curated record. Gene Ontology annotation, cellular component: secretory granule. Gene Ontology annotation, molecular function: enzyme regulator activity. The coding region runs from base 55 to 726 and encodes 223 amino acids. The transcript is spliced from 6 exons.
UGUCCAGCUUGACUGAGCUCUCAGCAGGCAGGUCCCUCCAUCAGCCCGACCAAGAUGACAGAGAUGGGCCCGGCGGUGCGCUUCUCGUUGCUCGGCCUGCUGCUGUGGCUGCAGCUCGGCACAGCUCCAGCCCGCAGCCCCCGGACCGCGGACCAGGUGUCUGAGGCCGACAUCCAGCGCCUCCUGCACGGCGUCAUGGAGCAGCUGGGCAUCGCUCGGCCCAGGGUGGAGUAUCCGGCACACCAGGCCACCAACAUAGUGGGGCCUCAGAGCAUACAGGGUGGUGCUCAUGAAGGGCUGCAGCAUCUCGGGCCCUAUGGGAACAUCCCCAACAUUGUGGCUGAGCUGACGGGAGACAACGUCCCCAAAGACUUGAGUGAUGACCAUGGAUACCCAGACCCUCCAAACCCCUGCCCCCUGGGAAAGACAGCAGCAGAUGGUUGUUUGGAAAAUGCUCCUGACACAGCUGAGUUCAGCAGAGAGUUUCAGAAACACCAGCACCUGUUUGACCCAGAGCAUGACUACCCAGCCCUGGCAAAGUGGAACAAGGAACGUCUGUACCAAAAGCUGAAGGCAGGACCAAAAAGAAGAAAAAGGAGUGUCAACCCAUAUUUAAUGGGCCAGAGGCUGGACAAUGUGGUCGCCAAGAAAUCUGUUCCUCACUUCUCAGAGGAAGAGGAGGAGGAAGCACCGACUGUCCCAGCUGCCAGCCAACCCAUGACCUAAACUCCUGCAACACACACUGUAAUAUCCAAGUACAUUCUCAGAAAAGAGUUUUUAACACUGCACAUUUAAGCAUUUUGGUUUACAAUUGAUGGGACUGUGACCUCAGUGCAAGUAUUGUAUUUGUAAAUGCUUUGUUUUAUUGUAUCACAAGCAUAUUAGUUGGCCCAGAUCCUUGGUUCCCAAUUAGACACAACAUGCUUUCUAUGUGCUCUUGCUGUUAGGAUUAUUUUAACACAUAGCAUCACAAUCUAAGAACGUGGUCCUGGAAACACAACUUUAGGGUGACUUUUUUUUUUUAAACAUUUAAACUGAGGGGCCUUUUUACUUCUUAAGCUCGAAGCUUUGCAAACAGCAAGCACUUUGGAGUUGAGAUUUCUUUUGACAGAUGCUGUUUUGAAGGUUAAGAAAACAACUGAAAGCUCCAAAAUCAAAUUGAUUGCCUUCAGUAUCUAAUUAGAAUUCAAAUCUAUCCCAUUUAGUUCAUUGUUUUUUUUUUUUGUUGUUGUUUUUUUCACACCAACUCCAUAUGUUUUCUGAUUUUGAGACAAAACACCCAAAAUACUAGAAUAUAUGGUGUUAAAUACUUAACUGGCAGUGUAUGGUUUAUCAGCAGCUGUAAAUUUAAUAAGAAGUUGUACAAAGAUUGAAGAAUGUUGAAUCAGAACAUUAUUAUUCACAACUGUACAGAGAUCAGUUUAGUCACUGUUUAAUUUUUGUAUGUGACAAUAUGUAUCACUUCUGUGUCUUGAAUCAAAGAUUUAAUUCUGUUUAUAUCCUUAAACAUAAUCAUAUAUAGAAGUAAGUUUUGCUUUGUCAUUAAAGGUGGGAUUGUGAACUACUCCACAGUAGCAUGGCAAAUAUUUUAGAGCUUAUUCUGACUAGUAUCUGUUCACCCUGUUGCAGUCCUGUGAGUCUCUUCAGGCAGCACUGACUCUAUCUUGGGUUACCUCAUCUUGUCAAAAAUGGCUGUGUUCUGUUUUUGUUCUGUAAAGCCAA